This is a messenger RNA of Paramecium pentaurelia, 5777 nucleotides long. The record is from the annotation of a GenBank genome assembly. Lineage: Eukaryota; Ciliophora; Oligohymenophorea; Peniculida; Parameciidae.
AUGUUAAUCAAUACAGGCCUCUCAGAUUGGGCGCUUAUAGAUUAAAGUUUCACAAAAGGCUUUGUCUCUCAUAAUAAUUGGGAAAUAUCAAAAUACUGUUCGAUCUUUGACAAUUAAGCCACAUUUUAAUUUGGUAUAUGUACUUAAAAUUCUAUAAAUUAUGCUUAUCUUAAAAGAGAUAAAUAAAGAAUAGAUAAGAUCUAUUCAAAGAAAAAUUACUAAUCAGAAGUAAUAGUUGAUAUUUUUUUUGAUAAUGCUGAAAGUACAAUUGAUAAAAUCACUCAUUUUACAAUAAACUAUACGAUAAGCGAAUCUUCUCAACAAAUAAUGUAUUCUAGGAGUUACAUAAACUCUGAUUUAAUUUAAAAUGCAAGAAGAAUAUGCAAUAUUACAGACACAUAGUAUUUAGAUUUUCUUACUAUUGUUGGUACAUCUUAGGUGCAAUACCAAGAAAUUUUCAACAUCUCAGUAGGAAUCAACAACGUAAACCAGAUAUAAACUAUUGGGGUACGAAAUUUAUUUGUUUAUGUCAAAUACUGUUUACCAACUUGUAAAACGUGUUCAAGUGCGACUAGUUGUCUAACAUGUUAUUAUGGUACUCUAUAAUCAGGCAAUACUUGUACUUGUGACCCUUCUCAUUAGUUUGCUUAAACUGGAAUUGGAUGCAGAUAAGAAUGUGAAAGAGAUUACUUUAUAGCAAGAUCAGAUAAUAUUUGUGUUCCAGAUAGAAGAAUCAAAUCAAAUAUUUCAUAUUUUGAAUCUGCUACUUUUAGUGCUUAUACUCCUUUUUAAUUUAUUUAAGGUUACGUAAAUUUAAGAAGCUCUCCAUCAUUGAUUUUCACUUGUUCAUCUAAUAAUUAUGUAGGCAGUUUACUUUAUAAUGAAGGAAUGAGUUUGUAAUUUGCAAAUUCACUAUCCUUAAAAUUUAUCAGGCUAAGGAUAACAUUUUAUAUGAAGGGCUUUUAAACUGAUAAUAAAAUAUAAAUAAUCUUAGAUGACUAAAUAUAAGGUGAAAUAAUCAAAGCCUCAUCUAGUUACACUUUUAAUAAAAUAACAAAAAUUUAUAGUUCAAGUGUCACAUGCACAAAUACUUAUGAUUUAAUAAGAAUAGAAGCAAUUCUUAGAACUUUCUCUAAUGCUCCUAAACUCAUUAUUAAAGGAUAAUAGUUAACUUAAGUAACUUCGAUAUGGGGAUUCAGAAAUAUAACAAUUGAUAGUGGCAAUUGCUAAGAAAAUUGUGCAGUAUGUUCUGAUUUCUCUACAUGCCAAUAAUGUGACGCUAAUUAUGUUUUAUUUUAAAAUGGAUGUGUUACUACUUGCCCAGUUCAUUCUACUAAUUGCAUUGAUUAUGCAGAUAUGAUACCAAGUAAUUUGAAUAAUUUAUGUUUAGACUCUCGUUACUUAGCAAAAGGAUUUUAUAAUUUAAAUAUGAGUACUUCAUAUAUCAACUAAUUCUUUGAUGAAACUGUUCCAACUGGUAGUAAUUUCUUAACAGGAUAAAUUUUUUCAAUAUUCCCAACUAAAUUCGUUUUAGGAGGUGUAAUGGUAUGGAAUAAUGCAAUAUAUAAAAAAUCAUGGAGUAUAUCAAAACCUCAUUAUGCUGUUACAAUUAGAUUUAAUGUUACAUAUGGUGAUGAAUACAAUGGAAAUUUUUAUUACACCAUUUAAGGAGUAAAAUCAGUUGCUCAUCCAAAACCAUCAUCAGGUGGUUAAAACUUUAUUGGUAAGAGUUUAAAUGAAAUUACAUAAUAUUUUGAAAUUUUCUAGAAUCAAUUCACAUCGUCUCCAUUAAAUAUUGAGUUUCAAUGUACAGAUACAACUGUAGAUCCUAUAGAUUAAUUUUGUGCAAUUUCUGAUUACUUUAUUGUUGUACAUUAUGUAAAUUUCUGAUUUAUUAUUAGUGUCUCCCAUUUUGCCAAGAUUGUAAUGAUGGAACCUCUUGUGUUACUUGGGAAUCUGGAUACACAAAUUAAAAUUGCAAUACAAAUUAGUUUCUUUAAUUUGAUUCUAUUUUAGAAACUUAUAGUUGUAUUACAUGUAAUUAACCUGGAUGUUUAACUUGUAAAAAUUUAGAAGAAUGCACUUCCUGUGAUCCUUCAAGUUAAUAUAAUACAUUAAUAAAUGGAGUUUGUGUAUAAAUUAAUACAACUCCUCCUCCAACUCCAUCAGUAUAAUGCCAUUAAAAUUGUGAAACAUGCACAGGAGCUUUGAUAACUAAUUGUCAAACCUGCGUUUCUGAUUUUCAUAGAACUUUAUCCAACAAUGAAUGUUUAUGUUAGCCUGGCUUCUAUGACGACGGAAUCAAUGUAAUUUGUCUUCCUGCUUGUGGUGAUUUGGUAAUUGUUGAAGGAGAAGAUUGUGAUGAUGGCAAUAUUAUUCCAUAUGAUGGUUGUUUCGAAUGCAAAUUUCAAUGCUAAGAUGAAUGCAAUGAUUGUAGAUCUGGAAUAUGUUAUGGAUGUGCUGGAUAAGGUUGGCAUUUAAUAAAUCAUCAUUGUGAAAUAAUAUGUGGGGAUGGUAUUGUUGUUUAAGAUUUAGAAGAAUGCGAUGAUGGUAAUUAUAAUCCAUAUGACGGAUGUAAUAAUUGUAAAUUAAGUUGUGAAGAUACUUGCAAAGAAUGCUUUUAGGGAACUUGCUUUGAUUGCCAAAAAGGGUUCUAGAUUGUGGAUAAUUUAUGUGUUGCCAUUUGUGGCGAUAAUCUUUUAGUGAAAACAGAGGAAUGUGAAGAUAAUAACUAAAUUCCAAAUGAUGGAUGUUACAAUUGUAAAUUUUCAUGUCCAAAUAAUUGUAUUGAUUGCUAAUUUAAUAAUUGCAUAAAAUGUAAUGAGUAAAAUGGAUGGUAUCUUAAAAAUAAUACUUGUUAACCUAUUUGUGGGGAUGGUAUAAUUGCUAUUUAAUUCGAAUAAUGUGAUGAAAUUAAUCAAUAAGAGUCUAAGAAUCUGUUAGAUUAAGACUUUUGUUUAUAAUGUCUCUACAAAUGCUAAGACUCUUGCUCAACUUGUUACAAUGGAUAGUGUUAUUAGUGUAAUAUAGGAUGGAUUCUAAAUAAUAUAGAUAAAAAUUGUUAUCCGAUUGAAGGUGAUAGAUUAGUAGUAGGAUAAGAAUAAUGUGAUGAUGGCAACCAAAUUAAAAAUGAUGGAUGUUUUUUAUCGUAAUAUUAAUAUCAAAUAUCAUGUGAAUAAGGCUUUUAAGGAUUGUGUUAAAAAUGUAUAUCUGGAUUUUUUAUGAUUAAUAAUAUUUGUUAAGAAAACAAUUUCGAUGGAUUAGUGAUUGGAAUAGAAUAAUGCGAUGAUUAAAAUUUGAUUGGAUUAGAUGGUUGCUUUUAAAAUAGAUUUGAUUGCCCUUAAUUUUGUUUAAGUUGUGUUUUUGGAUACUGUUUAGAAUGUGAUUAGACUUCAGGAUAAGGAUAAGUUGAUUACAUCAAUAACAGAUGUUUAUCUAUCUGUGGAGAUGGUAUUAAAUCUAUGGAUGAAUAAUGCGAUGAUGGUAAUGAAAUACCUUAUGAUGGAUGUUAUGGGUGUUUGUAUGAAUGUUAAAAAGAAUGUAUUAAAUGUGUAGAUGGACUUUGUUAUGAAUGUUUAAGUCCUGAUUGGAUACUAAAAAAUAAUACUUGUGAAUGUGAAACAUGUUAAAAUUUAUGUUAAAAUGAAUGCUUAUCUUGUAUUAAAGGAGUAUGUUAUGAGUGUUAGUCUCCAGAAUGGAUCUUAGAUAGCAAUAAUAUAUGUGUUUAUGUAUGUGGGGAAUAAUGUAGCGAAAAUAUAUGCGGAGAUGGAAUAUUAAAUAUGUAAAUAGAAGAAUGCGAUGAUGGUAAUGAUUAAAUAAGAGAUGGUUGUUAUAACUGUUUAUUGGAAAAAGGAUUUUUAUGUUAUUACGAUGAGAAUAUGAUAUCUUAAGGUUGUAGUAGAUGUUAAGAUUUUAAUUGCCUUAAAUGUGAUUUAGUUAAUCAAUCAUAAAUUUGCUCAGAUUGUUUUCCAGGAUAUUUUAUUGAUGAAUUUAAGUAAUGUUCUUAAUGUGAUCUAAUGUGUGUUGAAUGCAGUCAGAAUUACAAAAACUGCACUACUGUAAAUCCUCAAUAUACAACAAAAUAGUAAAAUUAACAAAAAAAAUGUAAUUUAAAUUAAGGACUUUUAAAUGAUUUAGAUUUUUAUGAAUGUGUCUUAUAAUGUGGAAAUGGUGUUUUGGAUCCUCAUGAAUAAUGUGAUGAUGGUAAUAGAGAAAUUUAAGAUGGAUGUAAUGAGUUUUGUUAAUUAGAAGAAGGAUAUUUAUUUGAUCAUCUAACUCAUUCUUUAUAAAAAGAGCCCUAUAUUCAAGUUGAGAAAAAAUAAUCCGUCAUUGAAAACAAUAACUAAUUAGAUUUAAACUUUACCUAUAAAAAAACAAUAGAACCAAUCAAUUUAAUCCAUAUAUCUAUCUCUUAUAAAGAAUAUUAUAAAAAAAGAUAAUUAGAAGAAACUAUUAAUAAGGAAAUAAUAAUUGUUCCUUAGAGAUAAGUAUAUGUAACUGAGGAAUAAAAAAAUUAAGGUGAAGCUAUGGCUUAAACUUAUUAAACUGUGUUUUAAGCUUAAAUAUAUUUGGCUCCUUUGGCAAUAGCAUUUGGAGGAUUUUAAUUUUUUUUGGCCAUCCUUGACAUUAUGAGUUGGAUGAAUAACUUUUAUUUUUUAAAUGUUAAUUAUCCAGAAAAUGUAAGGAUUAUAUUUUAGUAAGCUGAAUGGAGCAAUAUAAUAAAUAUACCAUCUUUAAAUAUAUUUAAUAAACCAACAGAUGAUUAUUACUUCUAAGCCCCAAUCAAGUUUGUUGAAAAAGAAAUAGAUCCUUUAUUAUUUAACAAUAUAUAAACACCAAUAAUUUUUGCAUUUUAAGUUGUAAUUACAUACUUUCUUAGUGUGAUGAUUAUUAAGAUAUUUGAAUUAAUAUUCAAGAAGAAAAGUCAAAAAAUUAAGAUUUAAGCAAGCAUCUUUUAAUUAGGCAAGGAUGUAAAGCAUGAAGAAUCAACAAAUACUUAAUAAUUAGCUAUAAUUCCAAACCUUUAUAAAGAUUUAUAAAUACCUAAAUCUUUUUAAUCAUUCUAUAAAAAUUGUGUUUCAAUAAAGAGUAAUUUAAUUGCUAAUUUAAUAAGAUCGUUUGCUAUAAGUUAUUUAGAUAUAACUUUAGCUGUGAUACUUUAAAUUACUAAUUAGUAAACCGCUCAUAAACUAAUAGUAAAAAUUAAUAUUAUUGCUGCUUAUGGAUUUCUUAUAUUAGUCUUAUAUUUACUAAAUAUCUCUUACUAAAUUUCAAAUGCCCAUCAUAUCAAAUUAAAUAAUAUAUUGUUUUUUUAAAGAUAUGGUUGUUUCUACGAAGAAAUGAAAACUGAAUCAUAAACUGCGAUGGCAUAUUCUUUUUUAAAUUUAAUAAGGAAAUUCAUUUUUAUUUUUUCAACUGUUAUUUUAUAUUCUUAUCCUAUCUUUUAAACAUUACUAUGCUUUUUAUCAUGUCUAUUAAAUAUCUUGUUAUUAUUAUCAAGUAAUCCAUUUAAAAAUAAGAAAUAAUAUAUCUUAAACUUAGUCCCUGAUUUUUGUAUAAUAGUAAUUUUGGGUUCUGCAAAUAUUUUUGCAUUUUAAGACAGAUUCAAAAUAUUAAAGGAUGAAUCUAUUUAUCAAAUUGGAUGGGUUGUGGGAAUAAGUAUUUAUUUGUCAAUUGGAUUGUAACUUUUCUUUUUAAUAUAUGAAAUAAUGCUUUCAUUUUGGUAGAAAUUAGAGUCAUUAAUUGCAUAUCUCAAAAAUAAAUGCACAUAAAAAUGA